Messenger RNA from Diorhabda carinulata, 8583 nucleotides. RefSeq names its product farnesyl pyrophosphate synthase (gene Fpps). The record is from RefSeq and is a predicted model, not a curated record. Gene Ontology annotation, molecular function: (2E,6E)-farnesyl diphosphate synthase activity; dimethylallyltranstransferase activity. Bases 141 to 2198 code for a protein of 685 amino acids. Gene Ontology annotation, biological process: trans, trans-farnesyl diphosphate biosynthetic process. Lineage: Eukaryota; Metazoa; Arthropoda; Insecta; Coleoptera; Chrysomelidae. Gene Ontology annotation, cellular component: cytoplasm. The transcript has 6 exons.
UCAAAUCUCUAGCAUCUUGUUUAUAUUUCAUCUCUUUCUUUUAAGUGAUACCAUUUAAAUAAAGACAAGUUUCUUUUUCUUCAUUCAAUUUUAAUAAAAUUAGUGAAAAUACAAGGUGUUGAGUGAAUUUCCCGAGGAGAAUGAUGUCUUUAAAGAAUUUAAUGUUUACUAGAAACGGUCGAGAAAUAUUUAGUGAAAUCCGAUGUCAAAUUAGUAAAAUUUGCGGCGUACCAAAUAGCGUUUCCAUUUCAAAUCAACACAAUAAAUUAGGUGUUAAAAUUUUAAAUUUACAGCAUGACAACUUACUAAAUGAAAACUCCUCCGUAUAUAGUAGUCACAAUAAUAUAAGAGUCCUCUCUACGAUCCAAACGGAAGUGAAACCCAUUAACAACAAUUCUUUUGUGUUCUCCAAAGAUGAGAGCCGAGAAUUCAUGGCGAUAUUUCCCGAUAUAGUAAGGGAUUUAACAGACGCCGGUCGACAUACAGAUAUUCCGGAGGUAACGAAGAGAUUCGCACACGUGUUACAAUACAACGUUCCAACGGGAAAAAAGACACGAGGUUUGUCUACUGUGAUCGCUUACAAGAUGUUAGAAAAACCGGAAAAUCUUACGCCCGAGAACAUUAGACUGGCGAACAUUUUAGGGUGGUGUGUAGAAUUGCUAAGGUCAUUUGAUGUUGUAGUAGAUGAUACGAUUGAUAACACACCAUCUUGGUACAAAAUCGAUUCCGUGGGUAAACAGGCCAUAGCGAAUAGCUGCUUACUGGAAAGCAGCGCAUACUAUUUACUGAAAGAGCAUUUUUCUAACCAUGAACACUACGUAUCUUUAGUUGAAUUUUUUCACGAUAUAGCAUUAAAUAAUGCAAUGGGAAAAUCUUUAGAAAGGGAUGUUAUGAGUACUAACGGAGAGAUGAACAAUUUUUCUAAAAUGACGAUGAAAAAUUACUCGUUAAUAGCCAAAUAUAAAAUGGGUUAUUUAAACCUACUUUUACCCGUAGCUUCCGCCAUGUAUCUCACUAAUGUGAUCGAUCCCGAAUUACACAGGCAAGCUAGAACUAUUUUAUUAGAGAUGGGACAGUAUUUCCAAGUUCAGAAGGACUUCUUGAACUGUUUUGGUAAAAACAAAAUAACCGACACGAUACGUUCGGAUAUAAACGAAGGAAAAUGCUCUUGGUUGGCCGUAGUAGCUCUGCAAAGAGUCAAUAACGAGCAAAGAAAAAUAAUGGAGACCUUUUAUGGAAAACCCGGAGACGAAGCUACUGAAGCUAUCAAAAAUUUGUAUAUACAGCUUAGCUUGCCUACUACUUACAAAAAACAUGAAGAACAGACUUACAAAAUAAUUCAAACACAUAUUCAACAAAUUUCAAAGGGUCUUCCUCACCAAUUGUUCUUUACACUCCUUGAUAACUUGUAUACUAUACUACAAGCAUAUUUCCUUAUAACUGACGACGUUAUGGACAAUUCAGAACUCCGUCGUGGCCAACCAUGUUGGUACAAGAACAAGGGUGUGGGUUUAAUAGCUAUAAACGAUGCUAUUCUCGUCGAAAAUAGCAUUUACUCAAUUUUGAGAAAAUAUAUUUCUCACCUUCCUUGUUACGUACCUAUCUUGGAACUCUUCCAUGACAUUACACUGAAAACAGCGAUGGGUCAAUCACUAGAUUGUCUUUGUACGGAAAAUGGAAAACCCAGACUGGACCAGUUUAUUAUGAAGAGAUAUAACGCUAUAGUAAAAUAUAAAACUGCCUAUUAUACUUUCCAAUUACCAGUUGCUGCUGCAAUGUAUUUAGCGAAUAUGUAUGAUGAAGAGCAGCACAGACAAGCGAAAACGAUUUUAUUGGAAAUGGGAGAAUUUUUUCAAAUUCAGGAUGAUUUCCUGGACACUUUCGGAGAUCCCGCUGUAACAGGCAAAAUAGGCACUGAUAUAAGAGACGGAAAAUGCAGCUGGCUAGCAGUAGUCGCCCUUCAACGAGCAACACCAUCACAAAAGCAAAUAAUGGAGGAACAUUACGGUCACGACGAUCAGCAAUCCGUCCAAUUAAUCAAACAAUUAUAUGAAGAAUUAGGUCUUCCUUCUACUUACUCGAUUUACGAAGAGGAAAGUUUUAAUAUCAUUAGAACACACAUUCAUCAGAUUUCGAAAGGACUGCCGCACGAUUUGUUUUUCAAAAUUUUAAAAAAAAUUUAUAAACGUGAUUGUUAAGAGAAUUAUCGAUAAUUUCCUACAAUACUAGUUGAGUGGUACGGCGAAUUUGUUAAAAAAUGAGACAUAAUGUAUUAUUUUUCUUGUUGUAACAGGAAUUAUCUGAGGUUGCAAAGAAAUUUCUUUUAAAUCAUUUGUAUAAAUUUUUACCCAGUACAACUUGAAAAACAUUACAUAUAUUUUUUAAUCAGCAGUUGUAAUUUGGGGUACUACUUGUACUAGUUUCCAUUCCACGGUUCAAUCCUAAAAUGAAGAUGUCUUAUUUCUACUUUAUCUGAAUUAUUUUAUUAUUUACUAGUAAUUGCAUUUUCUAAUUUCUAUGGACUAUAUACCGGAUAUAGGGUAAAGUAGGGUAAUACGCCUAAAAUUUCAAAAAUUUUUUCUUAAGAUUUAUUUCGAACCAAGUCAUAACGUAACACUUUAUUGUUUCAUAAUAACGAAGCUUUGUUAGAAUUUAACUUUUAACUAAAAAACAAUUCAUUUAUAUGAAAUUUAAAAAAUACUUUAGUGGAGGGUAUUAGCAUCCCCAUGCGUAAAUAAGCCUUAGGCGACAAAUUAUUUCUUACAGCCACAUCUGUUACACAUAUCAGCAUAUAAGGUACAGCUUUCGUGCAAUUGCUUACUGCAAAUUAUCCACCGAAUCCAGUCAUCCUUGGAUUUAGUUGAAUAAUAUCGCUCUCUACACUCAACACUGUAUCUGUAUCUUCAACGUCUGAAAUCUCCUCUGAAGAUUUGCAACGCAUAUUAACUGAUGAAUCGGAAGAGUAACAGACCUUAUUUUUCGCAGAGGAUUUCUUCCUUCACACUGGUUGUUAUAGCAGACGAGCCAGAUAAACUCAGUUCUAGUUCCAAAACAUCAUUCACUUUAGAUUUCUUCUUAUCCGAUAAGACUUGACGCUUGACUUUAUGUUUAGGUGAUGUUAGAUUUGUGGCACACUGCUUUCUCUUAGAUGUAUUGGUCGGUAUGGUUGGAAUAGGAUUAAGGUCUCUAAGAUAUUUGGAUGGAGUGUCCUUUUCUGUUGGGUUAGGCGUUUGGUCCUUUUCUGUUGAGUCAGGUGUCGAUUUAGGUAUUGGAUCAUUUGUUUGGGACUUAGGGUCUACUGUAUCAUUAAUUCCCAUUUCAGUUGCGUCAGAUAUAGAGAAGAUAUGGUCUGAAAUCAUUGAUCUGGAUCAUAUGGAGAUAUUCCAGUUGCCUUGAAUCGCAACUCCAUUACUUACAGAAGCUGCCUUGCCCCAAACCUUUCCUAUCAAAGUAAAAACGUUACGUCUGUUAAGUUUACUUUUUAUAUGACUGAGCAUCCAUGCCUUCGCCUCCUGUGCAAAGUACGUUUUAAGGGGCUUAAAGAAAGACUUACAAGAGGCUGUAAUGCUUGCGUUGUAUGGCUCGGAAGAUAUAAAAGUACAACGUCGUUUUGCUUAACCAAUUUCAAUAGUUCAUUGGGAUGCAUGCCCGUCCAAUGUUAAUAACGCUUUACCCAUGCCACCUUUUCUGGGAAUAAAAUAUUCUUGAAACCAUUUCAUCAACAAAUCACUGUUGAUGUAUGAAGUUUUCUGAUUCAUGUAAACGCUGGAACCUGGAGACAGCCCUGCGAAUUCUGGCUUGAUGUACUUUCCUUUCAUUAUCAACACCCUAAAAAGUUAUUUUUCACAACAGUAGCAAUUGCACAACAAAACUUGAUGCAUCUAAAUGAAGCAGCUCUACCGAGUAACACGGUGCUAUAAGCAUUCAAAACGGGGGGAGUUAUAAGCCUGGGCGUUUUACACCACUUUACCUUAAGGGGGAAUAUUCCAGAUUCAUCGGUAUAAUAUAAUAAAAUUUUAGUCAGCCCGAUUUUAUACUUCACAUAAAACGGUAAUGAAUCAAUAAAAGUGCUUGAUUCAUUUUCAUUUAAAAAAUGUAUUGUACGAAAUUUUCAAUUACCCUAAAAUAAAUUACCUACAAAGUAGCCGGGAUUUUCUGCAUGAGUGGUUGGUAGCAACCUCCUACAAACUUGGCCAAAUUCCAAAUAAACAUCUUCAUUUACCUUUUUUUUAAUAGUCGUCUUUGUUUUCUAUAUCUACAUUUUCUUUUUUCGCCUGAAACAUUAGACCUAGGACUAUUACAUAAUUCAACCCUAGAGUACCAGACCGUCGUAAAUGUUACGAUAACUUAUAUUGAAACAAAACACUCUAUAGCUCAAUACACACAACAAUCAGCGCGAGUUUUUUGCAUUCAUGCAAUAAAUUAGUUGUCAUUCUUCUUUUUUUAUUGGGGCAAUAAAAGGAAGUAGUAAGCUUCAUUUAUAAUUGAGUCGGUGUAUCUUCUGGCAUAUCUUGAUUUAAAAUAAAAGAAAUAUCUUGUAAAUUUGGUCUUCUUAAACUAUUGCAUCGUUUUCUGACUUGUAACCAGGGCUUUAUAAAUUCUUUACUCAUUUCGAGCAUAAAAUUUCUAUUGUUUACCUUAUUACUGUUGAAGUUAUAAAUUACGAAAGAGUUGGUUGCAGCAAUAUUUAACAUAUUGUAAAAAAUUGUCAAUGGCCAGCGUCUAGUCUUCCUAUUGCAGUUCAUAUUUGAACAUAAUUGGUCAAAUGUGUCAACACCACUUUUGGUAGCGUUAUAAUCUCUGGUUUAUUUGUUGUUGGAUUUAACACUGCACCUUUAUGCAUAGUCGACAGUAGCAGUACCAAUUUAUUCCUCUUCGGUAUAAAUGAGACAAGCGUUUUACUUUUGUCAAAACAAAUCAUUGAUGUACCAAGCUCACGAUUUUUUGCCUUCAACAUUUCCGGAGGUAUUUGCCUUUUGUUUUUCCUAAUAGUGCCUAAUAUAGUUAACCUCGGAACAGAUCCUAAACUGGUGCGCUUGGUCUCAGAGACCCAUCACAAUAUAUCGUGUUUUACAAAAAAAAAUCUCCAUGGGUUAAUGAGAAAAAAAUACAUCUUUUUAAUGACAAACGUUAUAUUAAAAAAAUUGUUUAAAUAAACAAAACCACAAACUUAUUGUUUAAAUAUUUGUUAGUAAAAAAUGACACAUAUCCUAAAAACCGCAAAUAAAAAACAAUAUAACACAUUCUAGUAAAACAUUGUAAAAAUAUAAAAAAAUAGAUUUUAUUAAUUUAUUGCAGUUUCUGAACACUAAGUAUGGAUAUGACUGAGGCACACAAAUUAUUACAGUUUUUGUUUUUGAUUCUUUUUUAAUAAGAAACAUCUUUUUCUAGUCUCUGGUUGGAUGUCUUCAUCUAUAGAGGUUUCUCCUGUUCGAGCAACUUAUUGCCUCCUUUGUCUUACCGUUCUGAGAACAUUUUGUCUGCUUUAACCUUCAAGCGGGCGCGCGGUCUUUUGUAACGGGAGCGGGCGCGCGUAACCGAAUAGACCUAUUUAUUAUUAUUAUUCUUUUUACAGUCUAAUUUGUCGUAAAAAAGUAAUCAAAAGAAUGAAAAAGAAACAAUAAUUAGAUUAGAUUAACAUAACUCAAAUAUUAUUUGAAUCAAAACAAAAAUUAGGAACACAAAACAUUUUUACAAAUCUCUGACUAGUUUAUAAUUAUAAAAAUUACAUACACUAAAAUAGAUACACAACCACAAGUUAAAUUAUAAAUUAUAAAGCUCGUUCAUCAGCUCUUCUGCUAAUUCAACAGACGUAAACCAUGGUCCGUGGUUAUAUUUCUGUUGGUACCGCGAAUAAUUGCUGUUAAAUGUUUCACAUAGUAAUUAGCUAAAGACAGACCUCCGUAAUAAGUUUUCUUUCCUAAAUAUGGCUCGGCAUUUAUCAUAUAUUUUAUUGAGGAAUCACAAGUCAUCACAAGCUUCAGUGCUUAGGCGGUUUAAUAGGAAUAUACAUUCUGACUGCACAUCGACUACGGAAAUAUAACAAUUGUUCAUCAAUUGUAAUGUAAUCAAAAUAUCCCAAAUUCCACAACUGUUGCAAAUGGAUCGUUUUGUAAUCUUUCUGUGCGAGUAAGUUUGUUAUCAAACCGUGAGUGAUCCAAGAGAAACCGAAAACGAGAGCUACUCAUUGUUGCCUUGUACAAACUCCCCGAAAGAUUGCGGUCAAAUAACUGCUUGCCAUUCAUAUUAUUGUUUUUCAAAGCAGCUGUAAGAAUCAAUAAACCCAAAAGAGCCAGAAUUUCUUCUUUAAAUGUCUGUAAUUCAUUCUUUUGUUUUGUAUUUGGCUGCCUUACGCGAAAUUUCUUGAUUUGUAAAUUUAAUUAUUUUUUCAACUAUGCCAUCAUUUAUAAAAUGCAAAAAAUUUCUUUAGGAUGUAAAAGAUUCUUAGCUGCACCCUUCGGCUCUGGGUAGAUACCUUUUUUGAUUGUAAAGGUGAUAUUGUUGAGCAUCUAUGCUUGUUUUUACCCUUCAAUUGUGUUUUGCCAGACAGUGGAAUAUUAUCCUCUUAAUCUCAGUUUGACUCUACAAUUUUAUUAUUUGAAUCAAUCUCUUCAACUAGAAUAAAGUCGUCCACGUCCAAAAGAUUAGGUCCGUUAUUGUCUUCUAAAUCAUUACUAUCCUCAUUAUCCCUACCAUUCAUUAUUUUUUCGACUUCAGCUGCAAUUUCUGCAUCAGUAAGAUGUCGAUUAUAUCCAUAAUUUGAUGUGGUUCUCCUCACCCCAAAAUGCAAAAGAAACACUCACCUUUUACUUUAACAACAAAAAAAAACACUCACCUUUUACUUUAACAACAAAAAAAAUAGUAUUACCCAAGAAACCAGCAGGCUGCUCCGAUAAGGUUUGUUUUUUGUAGAUGCACUGGAACUGUACUGUACUGGGCUAGUGAAGGUCAGUUCAUGGGUGUAUAGAUUUAAUUCAAUCGGAUAUAAAGAACAAUAUAGUGCAGAGAGCUAUGAAGUAUUUGUUGAUUGUUGUAUUUGAGGUUAUUUGAUGUGAUUCAGGUCUUUUAGUAUUAACAAUAAUGGAAAACGAUUUAGUACUUUUUGAUAUUUGACAUUCGUCCGAUGACGAAGAUGUAGUGCUACCGUUUUCAGAAUUGUUAUAUGAGAAUAAUAAUGAUAAGAAAAAAUAAAUAAAUAAAUGUAAAAUAGUUAAUAAAAUAGAAAUAUACAUUGAAUCUUAUCUAUUAAUUGAUUUUUUUAGAAAACAAUGGGUUAAUAUAUUUAAUACAUCCCGUUUAUCGAAUAGUUGGAAGAGUACAGCACAUCAAAGUUGCUAAUUAUAUAGAAAAUAUAAUUAGAAAUUACAUUAAAAAAGAUUUUUGAUUACACUGUCUUGCACUGCACUGACUGAACUGACCUAGUGCAAGCAGUACAGUGAACUGGGUGAACUAUUUUUCUGACUGAACUGACACUAGCGCUAGUUCUGCUACAAAGAACGCUUUAGUGUACACUUCCUGAACUAGUUCUGCCAUUGCAACUGCCAAGAACAAAUCUAUGAAUAAGUUCGCGGGGAGGAGUAAAAUUGCUCGUGCGUUCGUGUAAAUAAUACGACGGUCUGGUACUCUAGGGUUAAUAACUAGUGUCUUGGGCAACCGAUUGAUAAUAGCAACCUGUGCAAGUGCUCCAUAGUCCAUGGGGGAAAUCUGUGCUACGUCUAUAAACAAAACAAUGCAUACAUUUUUAUUUUCUUCUUUCCUGUUAUCGAUGCAAAUGCAAUCUUUAAUUUUGUCUAUAGACGUACAUUUAUACUAUAUCGACGUCAAUUAAAUAAAAUUUUUCAAUUCUUGGGAAUUCUAAUUUAAUUAUUAUGUAAUUAUUUUUGUUAACCCUCGAUCACUCGAACGGUUUUUAGCCUCGCGAUCACUCGCGGGGUGUUGUGUGGUAACCCACAUAGUUAAAGUGCAUUUUUAUUUAUAUAAUAUCAAUUAAUGGAAUCAUUAUUUUCAGCUCUGUCUCGCCAGCAACGCAAAGUCGAGAAAUUGCAUUUAAAAAAUGCCAACAUUAGGUGCCAAUUUCAAAAAUUAGAUGCUCUAUAAUUUUCACAUAAACGGAAUACUCAAAGUUGCAGUGCUAGGAAAACGUGAUGCUAAGACUUUCAUAACACCUAACGUAACAUAACUUAACCUAAUCUUAGAUUAGGUUAGGUUGGGUGUUAUAAAAGUAGAAGCCGCCCGAGGUGUAACAUAUAAGGAAUUUAAUACAUAUAUACUAAAAAUAAAAAAAUUAACUCGUUUAUCAAUAAUUAUUUGGACACUUUCACGAUAUUCAUUCUUCAACACCAUAUUUUAUUACCUUAACAAUCAAUGUAUUGUAUUUUCAUUGCGUUGCUAGCAUCACGUGUUUCUAGCACCGCAACUUUGAGUAUUCCGUUACUGAGAAAAUUACAGAACACCUAAUUUUUGAGCCUGGCACCUAAUUUUGGCAUUUUUUAAAUGCAAUUUCUCGACUUUGCGUUGCUGGUGAGACGGAACUAUUAUUUUGUAUUGUAUGACGUAUGUAAAUAAAAUGAAUUUUAUAAUCAA